Alligator mississippiensis (American alligator) is the source of this 3013-nucleotide messenger RNA. RefSeq names its product serine protease 27. The record is from RefSeq and is a predicted model, not a curated record. The coding region runs from base 1676 to 2569 and encodes 297 amino acids. Lineage: Eukaryota; Metazoa; Chordata; Crocodylia; Alligatoridae. Gene Ontology annotation, biological process: proteolysis. Gene Ontology annotation, molecular function: serine-type endopeptidase activity. The transcript is spliced from 5 exons.
GAGGGCAAAAAAGCCUCCCAUCUGCACCCCAGAGCAUUUAGCCAAGAGGGAAACUGAGGCUAGGAAGGAAACCAGUAGCCAUGGGGCAACCCCAUGGGGCAAUCUCUGCCCGACCGGCCAAUCCGCAUUCUCCCCCACAUCCCAGCUGCUCUGGGAGGGGUAUUUAAGUGCCCGGCACCCCAGGAGGACGUGCUGCCACUGGUGCCAUGGAGACAGGGAGAAGACCAGGCCGGGCUGUGGGGGGGGUCCUCGUGGGCCUGAUCCUGGCUGGGCUGCUGGGUCCUGGGGGCUGCCUGCGGCGCUCAGGUGAGACCGGUGGGGGGUGGAGGAGACCCCCAGGGGCUCAUGGGAAGGGUGGCGAGAGCUCAAGGGGGUUCUUCAGCUGUCCUCAGUCUUCCUGUCACCGGGAAGGGGGCAGGGGGUCCGGUUGUGUGUGUGUGUGUGUGUUUUGUGUAUAUGUGUGUGUGUUGUGUAUAUCUAUAGAGGGGUGUGUGUGUGUGUGUGUUUUGUGUAUAUGUGUGUGUGUUGUGUAUGUCUACAGAGGGGUGUGUGUGUGUGUGUGUGCAUCAUUUGUCCCUGUCCUGUAUCCAGGUCCCUGCCUGUGCAUCUCUCCUCUCCUUGUCCAUCUGUCUGCUGGUGUGGCGGGGCCCUCCACCCCUCGCAGCUGCUCUGUCUUUGCACACGCACUGCGCACACAUGGACAUACACACAUGGACACGGGCAUGCACGCUCUCCUGUUGGUCUGUCUCUCCCAGUGUGAAUGCCUCCGAUCCUGCACGUUUUCUGUGCCAUGGGUCAAGCCUUCCCACCCCUCGGAGGCAGGUGUGUGCGUGUCUAUAGACACAUAGACGGAUGGGAGGGGUAUGUGGGGGGCGGGGUUUGUGUGUAUGUAUGUGUAUUGUGUAUAUGUGUGUGUGUGUAUGAUACAGACACACAUACAUCGACACGUACACAAUACACACACAUCUACAUAUACAACACGCACAUACACAACACACCCACACACAUAUACAACACACACAUAUAUACACAAUACACAUAUGCACAACACGUGCACACACACAUAUGCAACACACACACACAAAAUGUACACAUAACAGACGCACACCCCCUCUGUCCAUCCAUAUGUGAAUGCCUCCAUCCCUGCACAUCUGCUGUGUUGUGGAUCCAGCCUUCCCCAAGCCUGUGUGUGUGUGUGUGUGUGUGUGUGUGUGUGUGUGUUUGUGUGUGUGUGUGCAGGCCCCGGACGCCUGGGUUCUCCAUGUGUAAUGUCCUCUGGAUGCUCAGAUUCUGCAUGCGGGUGUCCAGGACACCUGGGUUGUGUGUGUGUACACACGUACACAUAGAGAGAAUCUCCAUGGAUUUCAUCCCCCCCCCCAGCCGCAAGCGCUCCCUCCCUCCAUCUGCACCAAAUCCCCCUGGGUCAGGUUGUCCGUCUACCCAUGCCCCCCCCCCCCCCCCACUACCCACUGUGCCUAGCAGACUGAGGCACCUCCCUCUCCACUCCAGCCCCCCCCCCCCACGCACUCCCCUCCACCCCCCAUGGGGCCACAUCCCCUCCGAACCUCCCUCCCCACCAGCCAAGCCCAAGGGCCUAGGAGAAUGAAAGACGCUCUGCUUGCCCAGGGGGUUUAGACACUUCCCCCUUGCCUAUUGGGCACCCGGGCCUGUAUAGAUGGGAUCUGGGAGGGAAUCCAGAGCCAUGUGUCUGCUCCCCCUUGAUGCUAUCUCUGUCUCUGCAGGGCCCCGACAGAGCACAGUGGUGGAGGAGUGCGGGCGCCGGGGCCCCUCGACCCGCAUCGUGGGGGGCACGGACGCGCGGGCAGGCGAGUUCCCCUGGCAGGUCAGCGUCCGCCUCAAUGGCACCCACUUCUGCGGGGGGUCCCUGAUCAGCCACCAAUGGGUGCUCACAGCUGCCCACUGCUUCCAGAAGUCCCGUGACCCCGCGCAGUUCUCGGUGCUGCUGGGCGCGGUGCGGCUGCAGGACCCCGGCCCCCAGGCCGCGGUGGUGGCAGCGGGCGCGGUGGUGGUGAACCCACGCUACGCGGGCGAAGCCUCCAGCGGGGACCUGGCCCUGCUGCGCCUGGUCCGGCCCGUGACCUUCGGCCCCCGUGUCAGCCCCAUCUGCCUCCCGGACGCUGGGGUCCGCUUCCCCGCCAGCACCCGCUGCUGGGUCACCGGCUGGGGCAACAUCCAGGAUGGAGUGGACCUGAAGCCCCCUGAGACGCUGCAGAAGCUGGAGGUGCCGGUCAUCGGGCGCGAUGCCUGCAACACCCUCUACCAGCAGGGGGCACCACCGCUGCCCGGCACCCGCGACAUCCAGGAGGACAUGAUGUGCGCCGGGUACCCCCAGGGGGGGCGGGACGCCUGCCAGGGUGAUUCGGGCGGGCCCCUCGUCUGCCUCCUGGGGGCCGCGUGGCUGCAGGCCGGCGUGGUGAGCUGGGGUGACGGCUGCGCCCGCCACAACCGCCCGGGGGUCUACAUCGCCUUGGCAACCUACCGGGACUGGAUCCAGCAGCACGUGCCCGGCAUCGGCUUCGUGGGGGGCGGACGCCGGGGAUCUUCCUGAGGGGGGUCCCGGACACCCGGGGUCUUUUUUAUUUAUUGGGGGCAACCUUGGGUUCAUUUUUAUUGGGGGGGUCUUGGACCCUUGGGUUUUUUUAUGGGGGGUGGACACCUGGGUUCUCCCCCCGAACACGUCCUGCCUCGAGCGUGCCCAGCCAUGCCUGUCUACGCACACUCGCGUGACUCGCAAUUCCCUCGGGCUCUUCUCGCACGCUGAGCUGGUGGGUGGGGCAGGUCCCCCACACCGUUCCUUACCGUAUUUAUGCGUGUAUCACGCCCAACCUCCCCCCCAUUCCGUGCUGGUUACUGUAUUUGUGGGGGUAUCAUGCCCAACCCCCCCACUCCAUUCAGGGCUGGUUACCGUAUUUAUGGGGGUAUCAUGUGCCUACCUCUGUGUCCCCCAAUUUGUCUGGGGAUGGUGGAAUAAAGAGGGCUCUGUUCAAUGACA